Opisthorchis viverrini is the source of this 1475-nucleotide messenger RNA. RefSeq lists its product as hypothetical. The record is from RefSeq and is a predicted model, not a curated record. Gene Ontology annotation, cellular component: nuclear pore. NCBI's taxonomy places the organism in Eukaryota, Metazoa, Platyhelminthes, Trematoda, Opisthorchiida, Opisthorchiidae. Bases 1 to 1254 code for a protein of 417 amino acids. Gene Ontology annotation, biological process: protein import into nucleus. The transcript is spliced from 5 exons.
AUGGCGAAACGCAGAGCUGAUGUUGAACUUAAUCAAGACAAUUGGGACACUGAACUAGAGGCGAAGGAGACUGGCACUUUUCAAAGAGCGGAACCCAGUUCUCUUACAUCCCGAAAGAUUUUGUCUGUGAAAUCAAGGCGAUCUGUAAACCAAGGCACAUCCGGCCUUUUCAAGUCUUUCACAGGUUUAUCGGAAUCGACCCAACCGCCGGAUGUUCGUUUCAACUUUGGCGCGAAGUUGGGGACGGUUGUGAGUUCUUCGGUGUCUAAUGAACCCACUGGUGCAUCAGCUGCUUUGUCAGAAAACCUGAAAAAUGAGACAGAAUACUUGAAACAAUUGCAAACCCUCAACCAGAACCUGUUGGACUGGAUAGGCAAACAUAUCAAAGAAGAUCCACACUGUAUUUUGUCACCCGUUUUCCAGGACUAUGAAAAAUAUUUGAGAGAAUUGAAUGAAAAAUUCGUCGCAGAAAGCCCCGAUAAGUCUUUUUCGAAGCCAGACCAGGAAAAGCCGAUCACCACUAUCCAUUCUUUGAAUUCUAAUGGUCUUGGGUCAACUAACCCCGUCUCAACCAUUUUUUCGAACAAGCCAGCCGAAUCUGACCUGAAUAAGCCGACGACCCAAACAACCACUUUCCAACCUUGUGUAUCCACAUCGUCAGAUGGCGGAACGGCCAAACCAGCUUUCAGCUUCAGUUUUCCACCUAUAUCGUCUAGUACUUCACAGCCUCUUUUUAAAUUCGGUCAUUCAUUGCCAAGCGCUACCCCUUUUGUACCCACCAGUAACACGUCGUCUGUUACGACAAACCCAACUGACGAAGAUAAUGAAGAAUAUCAGCCACCAAAACCCGUCGUACGAGAAAUCAAGGAAGAGGGCUCCGUUUUCUCUGUGAAGUGCAAGUUGUUUUACAAACUGGAUAGUGAAUGGAAGGAGCGCGGUGUUGGAAAUCUGUUCAUCAAGCCAAUAUCAGAUGAAAAGUUCCAGUUGCUGGUCCGAGCAGAUACAAACUUAGGCAAUAUACUACUGAAUAUACUUAUGACAAAAGACAUACCCGUCAAGCUGCAAAAGAACAACUUGACUUUGGUUUGUAUCCCAUCUCCUCCGCUGCCCCUGCCACAAUCUAAACAGUCAGGGGACGACGGGAACCCCAAACCGAUCCCAAUGCUGUUGCGUGUCAAGUCAGAAGAAAGUGCUUCGGAGCUACUUAAACAGUUUGACAAAUAUCGUGGUAUCGUCGGUGUUGAACAAACCUAGUAACUGCAUACAUCCGCAAACGUUCCAGAAUGCAUCCGUAUGGCCCGGUUUUUCCAUGGAUCUUUCUAAUAUGGAACCGUGGCACUCCGUUGUUGAGUCCCUUGCCCGCCCAAAUCCUUUCCAACAAAAAAACUUUUGUCGUUUCUUGUGCUUUUGGUACGCGCCAUAUCCCAAUCUCGGAUGGCGUUAGAUUACAUGUCAUCAAGCAUUUUUGGUGUUUC